This is a messenger RNA of Vicia villosa (hairy vetch), 1748 nucleotides long. RefSeq lists its product as uncharacterized. Bases 25 to 1332 code for a protein of 435 amino acids. Lineage: Eukaryota; Viridiplantae; Streptophyta; Magnoliopsida; Fabales; Fabaceae. The transcript is spliced from 3 exons. Gene Ontology annotation, cellular component: peroxisome. The record is from RefSeq and is a predicted model, not a curated record. Gene Ontology annotation, molecular function: RNA nuclease activity. Gene Ontology annotation, biological process: regulation of gene expression.
AGAAUGGAUGUAGAAUAGAGUGAAAUGGAAAAUGCAUUCUCUUCGGCCAAGAUUUCCGUCUGGUGGGACGUUGAAAACUGCCAAGUUCCUCCAAACUUUAACCCUAACUCCAUCGCUCAGAACAUUGCCUCCGCUCUCGUCAACUCCAACUUCCACGGCCCUACCACCAUCUCCUCUUACGGCGACACCACUCGCAUCCCUCUUCACAUUCAACACGCCCUCUCUUCCACCGGCAUCUCCCUCAACCACGUGCCCGCCGCUAAAGAUGCUAAGGAGAAGAAGAUACUAGUUGACAUGUUGCUAUGUGCGAUUGAUAAUCCUGCACCGGCAAACUAUUUGUUGAUUUCCGGUGACGGAGACUUUUCGAAUGCUCUUCAUCAACUUCGAAUGAGGAGGUAUAAUAUUCUUCUUGCUCAUCCUUGUUCCAAUUCUUUAUCGCUGUUUUCCGCGGCCGAUAUCGUUUGGCGGUGGCCGGUACUCAUUGCUGGUGGUCCUCCUGAUGUCCAUGAACACAGUAACAUUGUUAGAAAUGCUUAUCAGCCUAAACUCUCAAUUGCACCUCUUGAGGCAAAUAGUGAAAAAAAUAACAAGAAUAGUAACCUGAAUGACCGUUUUGUCCCUGAAAAUUCAAAGAAAUCUAAAUUGGUUAGAUUAGCCCCACAUGAAUUCUUUUCUAAUAAUGACCCCACAAAAGUGUCAAAAGUACUCAACAAUACUGAUCCUGGUAGUGAUUCUGAUGCUGUUGGUGGUUCUGAUCAGUUGUUGAUUAGUAAUGUACCUGCAGUUAAGAGUUUGCCAAAAGUUUUACCUUGUGAGGAUUUGCAAGGACUUGUUGAUGUUAUUGUAAUAACAUUGAAAACUCUCAAAGAUGAAAUGGUUUUUCCGAGUGAAAGAAAUAUUACUGAUUGUAUUCGUUAUGGCGAUCCCAAGUAUCAAAUGAUCGACGUUAGGAAGGCUUUGAAUUGUGCAAAUGAGCAACAGAGAGUGGUUAAACGACGCUUUGGCGCGUUGCAUUUAUAUGUUUUAGCAAAUGAGAGUCUCUGGAAGUGUGUGAACCCUUUAGGUGGAUUGCCAAGUCAUUUUCCGGAAGAAAUUUGGGUUCGAAUUGAGAAAUUCCUUGCUUCGUCGUCAGGAUGUUCCGCAAUUUUGGCAUCUCGUUGCAGAUACGAAGCUGCUUUGAUUCUAAAGAGAUUGUGCCUUGGAGAGCUUGUUUUGGGUGAUGUUUUAAAGAUUUUGGAGAUUUUAAUCACCAUCAAGAAUUGGAUUAUACCUUGUCAUUCUAGUUGGCACCCGAUUACCAUUUCGCCUAUGGAGGCAAAAGAUGAUAAUUGAUCCAGAUAGUUUUUUCUGCUAUUAUUCUAGAUCAAAUGACUUCAUUAUGGCCACACCACAAUGAUAUGGAUAUAAACUUUUGCAUAGUUAGAGAGAUAGGUAGGAAAUUAUGAGCAAUUUUUUGAAUGAUGAAUGACCAUAGGUUAUAUACCUUUGGUACACCUGCAUCAUCUGUACUAGUGGAAUUUUGUACACCUGCAUCAUCUGCUUACUAGUGGGAUUUUGUACACCUGCAUCAUCUGCUUACUAGUGGAAUUUUUGUUGGUAUAGAUGCAUACCUUUUUUUUUGUACAUUUCCAUUGGUUGAACUUUUUGAAUAAAUUCAAAUUGGUUGCAACAUUUGCCUAUAUAGGUUGUGGAAUUCUCUCUAUGUAUUUCUAGUUCCGGCCGUUUAUGCGACACUUUAAUUUUUUCGA